Messenger RNA from Mugil cephalus (flathead mullet), 1450 nucleotides. Its product is annotated as leucine-rich repeat neuronal protein 4. The coding region runs from base 259 to 1047 and encodes 262 amino acids. Lineage: Eukaryota; Metazoa; Chordata; Actinopteri; Mugiliformes; Mugilidae. The transcript has 2 exons. The record is from RefSeq and is a predicted model, not a curated record. Gene Ontology annotation, molecular function: protein binding.
CGAUGGCCGGUUGGAAGCCCCGUUGAGAAAGAAAAGACAGAAAAAAAAGUGAAAAAAGGCAGACCGUGGAAGAGGAAAAAGGGGGAGGUAGAGAGGGACCGAGGAGAGAAAAUGAGGGGGUGUAGAGGAGGAGGAGGAGAGUCUGAGAAAAGAAAUAAAUGUGGUGAGAACUGAAGACAGCGCCAGCACACAGUGUGAGAAGCCAGAGCACGAAAGGACAAACAGGCAGCGAGAGAGAUUCAUCAGCAUCAACCAGAGAUGACGUCACUGUGCAGGAACCUGGCAGCACUUCUCUUUUUGCUCUCACGUCUCAUGCACUCCCACCUCUUCACUCAUGCGGCCUCUACUGCCUCACCCAUCACCCGUCCACGGAUCAUAUACAUGAAUGGGUUGGGCUCAGUUGAAGAUGACUACGAUGAAGACGAUCCUGACUACCCCAGCUCUCCUCCUGAGCUGGUGUCUUCUGUGAAGACUCCCCUUCUCCGCCGGGAUCCUCAGCCCUGCAAGUACGACCCCUGCUUGGAGAAUCAGGAGCCCUGUGCCCAACUUUCGAAGGAGACCGGCUGCGUCUGUCCGGGGAUGAGUGGAGCUGAUAAGCUGCCUCACGCACCAGUCAUCCAAGCGCUGCUGCCAGUCAGUGAAGGGGAAGACAGGGGGAAGAUAGAAGUGCAGUGGUGUGCUCCAUCUUCUGUGGUUUCUUUGUACAGAGUAACGGUUGAGGGGAGCGACGGUGAAACCCUGGAGUUUGGGGAUAAUUCACGACGGGGUGUGGUGGGAUCUCUGGAGGUGGGGACAAAGGUGUGUGUGGAGGCAGUGAACCCUGCAGGGCAAAGCGCCCCGUCAGAGUUCUCAUGCAAGCGUUACUCUGCUCCUCAGUCCUCCGAUUUUAGCCCGUUUGUAUUGCUCUUAGGAGGAGGGGUUCUCCUGCUUCUGCUUCUUGUCAUAGUAGCUGUGAUUCUCUGGCGAUAUAAGAAGUGUCAAAAGGCAAAGAGAGACUCUACUGAUGGACUCGGCAACCCUUCUUACAGUAGAGGGGGGACAUUAUGAUCCAGCAAGGACAAUCCAUCCCAGUCACACUGAUCAGGCUCUAUCCUGUUUGAAAAGUGGCACAGCAACAGUGUGACCUUGAACUGAAGCAGAACAGCUUUGACUGAUGUUGUAAAUGAUUAGGCUUAAAGACUUAAGAGAUUAAACUCCUGAUUCAAGAAACCUCUAAACGCAGUGGUAAUAUCAAUAGUUGGAUGAUCGUGGAUGAAUAACCCUAAGAAAUGGUUAAUAAUGUUAUUUAGGAGUUAGAACUUCAGGUUUAUUUGCUGGCGAAUUAACCUCUGUAGGUGUAUUAUUGUGUUGUUGUUGUUUUCUUAUUUUAUCAAAUAUAACUGUAAAUAUUAUUUUUUUAAUAUAGUUGCUGACUAAAAAAUGUGUAAUAAAAAAUAUUUUUUGAAAACUG